AUGCAGGUCCGCAAUCUCUUCGCCGUGCUUUCGGCAGCCACUCUUUUACAUUUUACACACGCCCUUAAUGCUUGCCCGGGUUCUGACGAUGUUUUCACUGGAGCGGAAGGUAUCAGAUAUCGAGUAUGUCCUGGUACCGAUCUGACUGGACCUUCGACGUCAAUAAAGCGAGUUACUUCGGUUACAGCAUGCGCGAAACUUUGCGACCAGAGCAUGGACUGUUUCAAGGCAGUCUUUGAUACCCGGACGAAAGACUGCCACUUCAAAGAUCUUACUGGCCUGACUUGGGUUGCCAAUGACCGUUUCCAAGUCAUCCAAGCAGAGCAGGUCAACAUCGCUCGUUGCCCUCACAACGAGUGGACUUAUCAUAGAAACCGGAAACAAUACAGCAUCUGUCCAGGAACCGAUAUCCGCGGACCAAGUGAAAAGAUAUGGCAGGGUAUAAGGACUUUCGAUGAUUGCGCCUACCUGUGUGCCAACUGGGCUACGUGCAACGCAGCCGUUUACGACUCCGCAAAGAUGGCUUGCCACAUCAAAGCCGACUCACGGAGUAACACUUUGAUCUGGUCAACCGACAAACGCUACGAUGUGAUGCGUCUAAACGUCGCGCCCGCGCCCGCGAAAGACGGUGAAUGGUCAGAUCUCAUUCGCCUGCCUGUCAUCCCUGUUGCCGCAUAUGUUGUUCCUGAGUAUCCUGUCUCACAACGUCUCCUCGUCUUCUCUAGUUGGGGAGCUGACGCCUUCGGUGGUGCUGGUGGAAGAACGCAGUUUGCGGACUACAACUUCAAUACUGGAGCAGUUUCGGCCCGUACAGUCAGCAACACUCACCACGACAUGUUCUGUCCUGCAAUGAGCAGUCUUCAAGAUGGCCAGCUUUUGAUUCAAGGAGGGUCAGAUGCUUCUGCAGCCAGUCUCUACGAUCCAGUCUCGAAUGCUUUCACUCGCGCCCCCGACAUGAAAAUGGCCCGUGGCUACCAAUCAUCUACAACGACAUCCGACAAUCGCGUGUUCACCAUCGGAGGUGCCUACUCUGGUCCCCGUAAGGGAAAGGACGGUGAGGUUUACGAUCCCUCCACCAACACCUGGACAGCAUUACCAAACGCAAGGAUGAAGGCUAUGCUCACGACCGAUCAUGAAGGAAUCUGGCGCGAAGACAACCAUGCGUGGUUGUUUGGUUGGAAGAACGCUUCUGUUUUCCAAGCCGGUCCUAGCAAAGCUAUGAACUGGUAUGGCACAAAGGGAACCGGAUCGCAAGUCGCUGCUGGUAUACGUGACCCAAUUGAUGACGCGAUGUGCGGUAUCUUUGUCAUGUACGAUGCCGUCGCCGGCAAGAUCUUCAGUGCUGGUGGUGCUCCUGACUACACAGACUCAGAUGCCAACGCCAGGGCCCAUAUCACUACCAUUGACGAGCCGAACUCUCCUGCAAGGGUUGAGCGUGUCGCGGAUAUGACCUAUCCUCGCGGUUUCUCCAACGCGGUCGUUUUGCCUGACGGAACGGUCCUUGUAAGUGGUGGCCAAAAACGAUCGAAGGUGUUCACAGAUGACGAUGGAGCUCUCUACCCGGAACUUUUCGACCCAGCCACAAAGUCCUGGAAGGUCCUUGCCCCACAGGCUGUACCUCGCAACUAUCACUCGGUUAGUAUCUUGCUGGCCGACGGACGUGUCUUCAGCGGUGGUGGCGGUCUCUGCUACGUUGCCCAGGGAGUCGGCCGCAGCUCCGCCAAUUGCAACAAACUCGUCGACCACGCCGAUGGCCAAAUCUUCUCGCCGCCGUACCUGUUCAAUACUGACGGAAGUCCCGCAACACGUCCUGUGAUUCGCUCUCUAAGCGCAGAAAGCGUCAAAGUUGGAGGCGAGCUGACUAUCCAAAUCGAGACCUCAGAACCAGGUCUCAAGUUCACCCUAGUUCGCAUCGGCAGCGUCACACACUCAGUCAACACCGACCAGCGACGAGUGCCACUCUCAAACAUCAAGGGCGAGGGAUGCACGUACACUGCUACAUUGCCCAAUGACAGCGGUAUUCUUAUUCCAGGCUCCUACUACGUCUUUGUCAUCUCAAAGGAGGGUGUUCCUAGCAUUGCUAGGACCGUGCAGAUCGUACUGCCAUAA
Alternaria burnsii is the source of this 2109-nucleotide messenger RNA. RefSeq lists its product as uncharacterized. Gene Ontology annotation, molecular function: protein binding. The transcript is spliced from 4 exons. The coding region runs from base 1 to 2109 and encodes 702 amino acids. The record is from RefSeq and is a predicted model, not a curated record. Lineage: Eukaryota; Fungi; Ascomycota; Dothideomycetes; Pleosporales; Pleosporaceae.